Molecule: messenger RNA, 737 nt
Organism: Oncorhynchus tshawytscha (Chinook salmon)
Lineage: Eukaryota; Metazoa; Chordata; Actinopteri; Salmoniformes; Salmonidae
Product: laminin subunit beta-1-like
Exons: 7
Coding region: 213-737 (174 amino acids)
Source: RefSeq, a predicted model, not a curated record
CUCUCAAUGAUCGGCUAUGAAAAGCCAACUGACAUUUACUCCUGAGGCCCACUUGUAGUAUGUGGUGGGGAAGUUGUUCUCUGCUUGUCUCACAGAAAUAGGAGGUACAGGAGUCCACUCUGUUCCAUGUACCCUGGCUCUACUACGCACAUCACUCUGGGAACUUUCUGCAGUAUGCACACAUAUGACAGGACCAGUGGGAGGAGGUGUCGAUGACAGUGAUGCGUCCCAGUGUGAUCUUAACAAACAGCCGCUGUGCCAACACCAUGCCUGAUGAUGACAACCAAAUGAUAUUCUUCCACCCUGGAUCACAAUAUCCCAAGACCAGCAUUGAGGCAGGAAUGGACUACACUGUUCGUCUGAGCUUGCCCCUCUACUCUGAUGUCCAGUCCCCAUACACACUCAUCGACUUGAACCUGGAGAUCUUCACUGGUUUUGAGGGAGGUGAAGUGGCCACCAACAGUGCCUGGGAUACAUUCCAGCAUUACCGCUGUCUGGAGAACAACCAGAGCGUGGUCAAGAUCGCCUCCACUGACAUCUUUACCGUUUCAGCUCUGCUGCACCCGGGAUCUAAAGCAAUUCAUCUCUGGGUCUCCCAAUACCCCCUGCUCCCUGCCUCCACGCCUGGCCACACCAGUAUCUGUGAGGUUGGUGCCAGCCAAGAUGACUGCUCCUCCUGCUCCCUCAACAGCCCUCUGUUCAGGACCCCCCAGAGCACUUCUGCCCCCUCCCCAUGA